AUGUUUCCUCUUCGCCAAGUAAUUGCAACUGUACGCUAUACAACUCCAGCAUUCCGAUCAAUGUCAGCAAGUACAGGUCCUUUAAUAGACUUGGCAGUUGACAAUGACGGUAUAGCAACAUUAACCAUGCAGAGACCUCCGGUAAACAGUCUGAACUUGGAAUUGCUAGAUGCAUUAGGCAAAGCACUUGAUGAUGUAUCUAAGAACAAGUCCAGGGGCGUCGUCUUGACAUCGUCAUCACCUACAGUAUUCUCUGCUGGUCUGGACAUUAUGGAGAUGUACAAACCUGAUAUAAAAAGAGUUGAAACAUUCUGGACAACAUUACAAGAAGUCUGGCUUAAAUUAUUUGGAUCCAACUACCCUACUGCUGCUGCAAUUAAUGGUCAUGCACCUGCUGGUGGAUGUCUCCUGUCAAUGUCCUGUGAAUACAGAGCUAUGGUCACAGGGAAAUACAACAUUGGUUUGAAUGAAACAGCAUUGGGCAUUGUUGCUCCAAAGUGGUUUAUGGACACUAUGUGUAAUACUAUAUCUAAGAGAGAGGCUGAAUAUGCACUCACCACAGCUAGAAUGUUCAACACUGAUGAAGCAUUGAAGGUGGGACUCAUCGACGUUUUAGCUACAGACAAAUCUGAUGCGGUUGAUAAAUGCAAGAAGUUUAUAAAGAAAUUCGACAAAAUCUCGCCUAUAGCUCGUGCUUUAACCAAGCAAAAGAUUAGGGCGGAACCUUUGACGUGGCUCAUCAAGAAUCGUAAACAGGACACUGAUGAGUUUUUAACUUUUGUACAGAACCCAAAAGUACAACAAUCGUUAGAACUUUACAUUCAAGCUCUCAAACAGAAAUCUGCUAAAUAAAUGCCUAAUCACAAUUAUGUAAAUAAAACGUAUGUUGUAAUUAUAAAUUGUAUAAUUAAAAUAGUGUUCAUUUACUUAUGAGUAUUUUUGAACAAUUCUAACAAAUUUUGUAAAUAGUAGGAAUUUUGUAUUAUAUAUUUUAGUCAUUUAUAUAAAUACAAUUUUAUACCACUAAAAUCUAUGAUAUUGUUUUAAUAAGUACUUAGAAUUAGUGUUGUAACCAUUGUCAUAGAUAUAAAAAUGAAUAUAAGACUACAAUAAUAGAUACACCAAGCACAUGUUUGGGUCAUGUGGGUGUCAUGGGUGAAAUGUAGCAUUGACUUUGUAAUAUUUAUGACCCCAAGUAACCAUUGUAUAACGUUGAAAUGGAACAUUGAUCCCACAACUUAGUAGACUUCAAAUUGUGCCAAAACCGUCUACAGUAUGAAAACAAUUAGAAUAUGUACUGUUUUAAAUGUUUGAUAUGAUUAACAAUAUAUUGUUCUUGUUUUAUAUGUAAUAUU
Bombyx mandarina (wild silkworm) is the source of this 1355-nucleotide messenger RNA. Its product is annotated as enoyl-CoA delta isomerase 1, mitochondrial. The record is from RefSeq and is a predicted model, not a curated record. NCBI's taxonomy places the organism in Eukaryota, Metazoa, Arthropoda, Insecta, Lepidoptera, Bombycidae. Gene Ontology annotation, biological process: fatty acid beta-oxidation. Gene Ontology annotation, cellular component: mitochondrion.